AUGUUCCUUUCAAAUGCAUGCUUGCUGUUUCAAUUGUAUGCAGGCAGUUCUGACCCCGUCCGACCUCUCCCCAGUGGGGGUGAUGGUGGACUUUUCGACACCUGCGCUACACCAACGCUUGCUUAUUCGACUGGGCUGUUUGCAGUACCCACUCUAGGCAAGGUUUUUUUUGGUGCUGCUUCAACCGGCACAAGCGGCAGCACAGUUGGCAGCGGCGGACUGUUCGGCUCUGCUUCUAAUACUUUUGUGUCUAAUGUUUUCGGCCUAUUAGGUUCCUCGACAGGUGCUUCUUCUUCCGGUGAUCUAUUCAGUUCCACUGACUCGGUCAGUGAGGGCCUGGUUGGUGCUGCCAGUGGCUUCGGUAGUCCAGCGACUUUUGGUUCUGUCAAUGCCGCGCAGGCCAAUCCCCUCAUAUUCCCGAUUCCUAGUUCACCCUCCGCUUACACUGGCAGUGUUGGCUUCCCGCCGGUGUCUAGACAGUCUACUUCGUUUGGUUCUUCGGAUGCUGGUGGUCUCUCCUUAGGGUACGUAUGUUUUUCCCAUGCCCUGUCGAGUUCAGCGUUUGUUGAGAUUUGCAACCUAGUUAUAUUAACCUUAACAAAUUAA
This is a messenger RNA of Dibothriocephalus latus, 606 nucleotides long. Lineage: Eukaryota; Metazoa; Platyhelminthes; Cestoda; Diphyllobothriidea; Diphyllobothriidae. The record is from the annotation of a GenBank genome assembly.